Messenger RNA from Adelges cooleyi (spruce gall adelgid), 1887 nucleotides. Its product is annotated as microprocessor complex subunit DGCR8-like. NCBI's taxonomy places the organism in Eukaryota, Metazoa, Arthropoda, Insecta, Hemiptera, Adelgidae. Gene Ontology annotation, molecular function: heme binding; double-stranded RNA binding; identical protein binding. Bases 175 to 1644 code for a protein of 489 amino acids. The transcript has 11 exons. Gene Ontology annotation, cellular component: microprocessor complex. Gene Ontology annotation, biological process: primary miRNA processing. The record is from RefSeq and is a predicted model, not a curated record.
AUUAUUAUUUAAUAAUGUAAAAAUUAUUAAAAUUUAAAUAUGUUCUCUGAAAUUUAAAUGCCGAUGAAAACUGCUGUCAAUGCGAUAUUAAAUAUUAGUAAUUGAAUGUAAAAAAAAUUAAUUUACCAUUGUCGUGGACUUUAGAGGGAAAAAACGAUUGUGAACAAAAUAAUAAUGUCGCAAAUCGAAGAAAAACAAAAUACGGUCAAAACGGAAGCCGCGGAUAAUAUUAAAAAAGAAAAUAUCAUCGAAUGGCCAAACAGUCCUCCUAGUAUUUACGAGCAAACGACACUGGUAACUAAAGAAGAAUUUAUGGAAUCUGAGAUUUCUUACAAGGAAGUCGAAACGUUUGUUUUAGACGAACUCGUCGACUCGUACAGUGGAGACGUUUUACCGGACGGAUGGACAAAGAUAUACCAUGGCAGCGGUUUACCGGUUUAUUUACACGAAGAAACUAGAGUCUGCACGUUUUCCAAACCGUACUUUCUCGGCGUUAAUAGUCUCAAAAACCAUCAAAUUCCCGUAACAAAUAUACCUUGCCUGGACUACAAAGAAAGGCUAAACAAAUUGUGUCCGUUAAAUAGCGAAGAUGACGACGAAAAACCCAAAACAUUGAGUCAUGAAGAAUAUCGAGAAUAUUGCAAGAAAAUAUUUCGGUUUAGAAAUAUUAAGUUCAUGCGUUUCAGUUCCUGGGAUAAACGUCGUGAAUACAUUCGGAUGCUCAAAGCCGAUCGAAGGCGUAGAGAUUUGCCGAAAGUCAAAGACAAAUCUCAACUGAUAUCUUUUCCCGUGCAAAACACGAUUGAUAAAAUCAGUGGAGCGGUUACGCCUAAAUCCGACGACCAAUGGAUAAUCAAUUUGAACGGUAAAAGUUACGUUAGCAUUCUACACGAGUACAUUCAAAGGGUGUUGAAGACACAGCCGUCGUACGAGUUCAAAGAGCUUGAAAACGCGAGAUACCCGUAUUUGGCCACCGUAGUGUUGGACGGCAUGCAGUACGGCGUCGGGAUAGGUUCCAGUAAAAAACAAGCCAAACUCGACGCCGCCAGAGCCACCCUCGAGAUAUUAUUGCCUUCGGUCAAAGACCGUAUCCAGAUGAACAAACGGCACGCGAUGAGCGAGCGACAGGGCAGCAGCAAUAAUUUCAGCGGCGCAUCCCUAUUCGACGAUCUCAACAUCAAAGACUCCAGGAUAUCGGAAUUUUGUGCACAAGCCGCCGAAACUAUGCCUUACGACAUGCUUCAAAUGUGUGUAAAGAGGAAUUUCGGAGAAGACACGACCAUAGAUUGUCAGAUGGACAGAAUGCACGGCUGUGGUUCGGAUUCGGAAAUAUUUUAUCGGUGCACAAUGUCUGUCAAAGAACACACGGCCACUGUUAUAUGUAAAAACAAGCGCGAGGGUCGCCAGAAAGGCGCACAAGCCUUGUUAAAGGUUUUACAUCCCCACAUCAACGCGUUUGGUUCUUUAUUGAGAUUGUACAACUAUCAGAAUUUUGGUAGCGGUUCUGAAAAAAAACUCGACGAACCCGGUUGCACUAGUCCAAAGCAGAACAGCGAACCCAAUCUAGAUAUCUUGAACAAACUAAAAGAAGAAAUGACCAAGUUGGAAAGAGAUGGAAAAAAUCUAAACAAAUGUGACUCGUAACGUUUGUUUUGAAUUUGAAAUGACAUCAUUUUUGUCCUUUCAAAGCGUACAUACUUUUUUUGAUUGUUUAGUUUUUUUAUUUAUUUUACAAAAUCACAGUGAAUCUCAGUUAAUAUUAUAAUAUUAAAACGACACAGAAAGCAAGAGUAUUUCUGAGUUUCUAUAUUAUUAUUAUAUAUAUUUCUAUAUUUUUUUUAUACACAUUUUUUUUAAGUCAAUAAUAAUAAUUAUAAUAAUAAGUGA